Molecule: messenger RNA, 1104 nt
Organism: Musa acuminata subsp. malaccensis (wild Malaysian banana)
Lineage: Eukaryota; Viridiplantae; Streptophyta; Magnoliopsida; Zingiberales; Musaceae
Molecular function (GO): RNA binding
Source: RefSeq, a predicted model, not a curated record
AUUGGUAUAUGAGGAGGAGCGGUCGCAGUUGGAGCCUUCUUCAGGGCGGAAAAGAAGUAUACGAGCCGUAGAGGGCGAGGAGUGGGAGCGAUAUCCGAGAUGGAUCGGUACCAGAGGGUGGAGAAGCCGAGGGAGGAAACCCCGAUCAAUGAGAACGAGAUACGUAUCACGACUCAGGGGAGGAUGCGCAACUACAUCACCUAUGCCACCAGCUUGUUUCAGGAAAAAGGUUCAAAUGAAAUCGUCUUGAAGGCAAUGGGUAGAGCCAUCAAUAAGACUGUUAUGAUUGUGGAACUGAUCAAGAGAAGGAUAGUUGGUCUUCAUCAAAAUACUGCUAUUGGAUCUACUGACAUAACCGAUACAUGGGAACCAUUGGAGGAAGGCCUACUUCCGCUUGAGACUACUAGGCAUGUCUCUGUGAUCAGUAUAACCUUGUCAAAGAAAGAAUUGGACACAUCAGCUGUUGGGUAUCAACCCCCCUUGCCCAAAGAUCAGGUGAAACCCUUGGCUGAAUUUGACUACGAAGAAGAGGGCUCACCUACUGGUCGAGGUAGAGGCCGUGGUCGCCGUGGUGGCCGUGGCAGGGGAAGAGCUCGUGGAAAUGGUACAACAGACUAUGGUGAUGGAGACUGGGAUAGCAGGCCUCAUGGGUAUGGCAGAGGUGGCUAUUCCCGUGGCAGAGGUCGGGGUUUUCGUGGGCGUGGCAGGGGUGGCUAUGGUGACCAGCCUGACUAUCAGCAGGAAGCCGGUGGCUAUGAUGACGAGUCUCCUAUACCUGCCCGUGGUAGAGGUCGUGGUCGUGCGAGAGGCCAAACUCGAGGAAGGGGCCGUAAUUCUAGACCAAACGAUCUGGUCCAAGCUGAUGCUUCCGGUGCGUAAAUUAGAUCGAUCUCAUCUGCAAGAGUUCUGCUUUGUGAUUUGAUGGAUGCCUGCUCUCAAGAGUUUAUCGUUCGUGGUGAUGGAUCAUCAAUCAAUGUAUCUCAAUGAUUCUAAAAAUUUUUAGGCAGCUAUUUGUUUCUUCCAUAUAAGAAAACUAACUGUAGGACCUAAUUAAUAGAGCAGUACAUUCUUUUAUUUAUUUAAGAGUGUCGUAAUUACUUAACC